UGGAGGAGAGAUGGAUUUAUUCCUACCGAAUGCUGUGUUGACCUAUGACUUUGUCCCUGACAUUGGACUUUCGUCAGAGGUCGGAUGCGCUGCCGGUGGUUUGAAUCCAAGUGGAGGAGAAGACGAGAAAAUCCCAACAAUGUUGGGAUCGAGAUGUGAUGAUGACGGAAUGGAUUUUGUCCUUCCGGGUGCCGUGCCUGACAUUGUCCCGAACAACGGAUAUUUGUUAGACAGACACGCCGGUAGUUCACAUCAACGAGGAGGAGUAAAGGAGUUUACUCCUGCAUUUGAGGAGGCGAACAGCCCCAAAGAAAAAUCAGUAAAGAAGGCAUGGAAGAAUGUAAAGCACCCAUGCCUUCAGAAUGAUAAGGUGGAAACACUGAUUCCUUCAGAGCUUAAUGCGGAUUCAGCUAAUCCUUAUCUAAAGGAUGAUGCUGGUCUGGUGAGCUCUGAAUUGCACACUGAAAUCAAACCGGACAAACAACGAAAGGCUUUCUUUGGCUGUCUCUGGAGGGGCAAGGUGGAGUCAAUGCCGACUCCCCAGCUUAAAGCCGAUCCAGCUAUCCCUAAUGUUAGGGAAGUUGUUGAUCCGGCAUCUCAGUCAAAGACCUACGUUGGUCCAAAGAAUCAAAAACAAAAGGCUUCAAAGAGCCGUAAAUGUAACCUCCAGGGAGAAAAAGUGACUGUUGUGCCAACUCAACAGCCCAAGGCUAUUUCAGAUAUUCCUGUUGGCAUGGAUGUUCCUGCUCUGGCCAGCCCCCAAUCGAAAACAAAGAUUCAUCCGGAUAGUCGCAAGAAGCAACACUUCCUUGGAAGCUUCCGGAGGGGCAAAGUGGAGUCAAUGCCGAUUUCACAGAUUGAGGCUGAUCCAGCUAUCCCUGAUGCCAGGGAAGUUGUUGAUAUGGCAGAUUCUCAAUCAAAGAUUGUUGGCUUAAAGAAACAAAAGGCUUCAAAGAGCCACUUAUUUCACAACCCCAAAGUGAAAAAAGAUGCCGAUCCGGCUAUUCCAAGUAGAACUAAAAAUCCUGGACCAAAAGAAGAUGGAAAUCCCAGGCCAAAAGCUCUUGAAAAUCCCUUGCCAGAAGAUGAUAAAGUUGUCAGGCCAAAAAUUAUAAAUCUUCAUCAACAUGCUUUUAAACCACCAAGCGAGAAGAAACCAGAUGAUCCCUCAGUGCCUAAAGACACUUGUGAAUCUAAAUAUGAACUGUUGAAGAAUGAAGUGCUUGGGCGCGGUGGCUCUGGCAAAGUGUUCAAAGGGAUCCGCAAAUCGGAUGGCACUCCGGUUGCCAUCAAGCAAAUAAUCAAACGAAAAAGUGAAAUAACUCUUCAGAUUCCCGGAUACCCCAAACCGUUCAUUACAGAAGUGGCGCUGAUGCUUAAGUUAAAACAUGCGCCCUUCUGCCCCAAUGUCAUACAGUUGUAUGACUGGUACGAGACUAAACACUAUUACAUGCUCGCGUUGGAGUACCCUCAGCACUGCGAAUCCUUGUGGGAUUUUGUUAAUAGUGAAAAAAAACUAAGUGAAAAUACAGCAAGACAUCUCAUGCAUCAGGCAGUACUGGCAGUGAAACACUGUCUGGAUUCUGGAGUUUUCCAUACAGACCUCCAUGCCAGGAACUUCUUGGUGCAGAAAUCAACAAUGAGCCUGAAGUUAAUUGACUUUGGGCUUGGACAUUAUCUUACGUAUAAGGCCUAUAAUUCCAAAGACUUUAUGGGAGGUUCAUGUUGCACCCCGCCUGAGAUUAAAAUGGAAAUGAAAUACUACGCCAUGCCAGCAAAUGUCUGGGCCUUAGGUGCUUUGCUGUACUUCAUGGUGCUUGGAACUUUCCCCUUUCCUUUAAACGCCUUGUAUUCUGGGAAUCUGAAGUUAAAAGAGAAGGGUUUAUCAAAGGAAAUCUGUGGUCUGAUUGAAUGGUGCAUGGCCCUGAAUCCAAGUGAUCGUCCGACGCUCGAGCAGAUCUUGGAUCAUGACUGGUAGAGACAGGGGCGGAGUGGGACCCAAAAAUCUACCAGGAAAUUUCAUAGACCACCAGCCCUACGUGGUCAAACAAAAAAAUGGUUCGCUGUAAAUAAGCAAAUGCUGAAAUCUAAAAUUACAAUAAAAUGACAGCAAAACAA
Misgurnus anguillicaudatus (oriental weatherfish) is the source of this 2118-nucleotide messenger RNA. The record is from RefSeq and is a predicted model, not a curated record. NCBI's taxonomy places the organism in Eukaryota, Metazoa, Chordata, Actinopteri, Cypriniformes, Cobitidae.